Cordyceps militaris CM01 is the source of this 1998-nucleotide messenger RNA. Its product is annotated as C2H2 transcription factor, putative. Lineage: Eukaryota; Fungi; Ascomycota; Sordariomycetes; Hypocreales; Cordycipitaceae. The coding region runs from base 1 to 1998 and encodes 665 amino acids. The record is from RefSeq and is a predicted model, not a curated record. Gene Ontology annotation, biological process: regulation of transcription by RNA polymerase II. The transcript is spliced from 2 exons. Gene Ontology annotation, molecular function: RNA polymerase II cis-regulatory region sequence-specific DNA binding; DNA-binding transcription factor activity, RNA polymerase II-specific. Gene Ontology annotation, cellular component: nucleus.
AUGGACGACGACGCGGCGCACAUGGCGUUCAGCGGCCCCCCCUCCAAUGACAUGGCUGCCAUGGCGCUCAAUCUCGAUAACCUCCUCCCCAUGGACAUGUCUCUGUCGCACGGCUUGGACUCCUUUACCAUGACCUUCCACGACGACUCAUGCCUCGACCACAACAGUUUCAACCAUUGCAAUAUCGCCGCAAAGAGCCAGACAUCUAACCACAAGGCCCUCGCCAUGGGCCAGCGUAGCCUCUCGCAGACACACUCUCGCCAACGACACAGCAUCUCCAACCCGAUACCUGUUCACAAUGCUUCCUUGGCCGAGCAGAACCAGCAGCAAACUUUUCCAUCGCCGUGGGAUGCCAUCUUCACCCACACCCUGCUCCAGAACAACGUGCCUUGCCCCGGCUUCGAUGUCUGCCACGACAACGACUGCGAAGCCUCCUGCAACUCGGACUGCGAAGGCAGCUGUCCUAGCCAGUGCGACAGCAAAGAACACGGCGUCUGCUGCGAAGACGAUGCUUGUGUUCCUCCUGAUCUUUGUGUUGACGAGGACUGCAAAGCUCCGUCAGUGCCCUGCUCCCAAUCGGCUUGUCCCAUCUCCGACACUGAAGCCGCCGCCGCUGCCGCCCUCACUUCAUUCGGAGACAAGGGCGGUACUGUCACCACGCCUCUCACUACAUCGCACACUGUCCCUCCAACCCCCAGCAUGGCUGAUGCCGGCUAUCUAGACCUACCUACUGUUCCCUGCUCGUCUCUGUCCCUGGACAACUCCUUCGGCAACAUGCCCGCCUUUUCUGGUCAAAUGUGGGAUAUUGCCCCCGAGUUUAUUCUCGCCAACCACAUUAUGCAGUACCAUGACCCGACACAUCAAGACAAUCACAUGCACUCGUGUAUAGCCGACAAGCCCAGCUCCCUCAUGCAAAUGUGCUCUUUGCCAAAGCAUACCUCAACUCCCGACGGUAUCAGCCCACACGGUGUCGAUGCCAUUUGCGGUUUCCAGAUCCAAGACCCCUAUGACUUUGCGCAGCACAUCUUCCAGCAGCAUCGUCCUGCCCUCAUGGCCAAUGGAAACAGCUUCCACAAGACGCUGCAGAAUGCGACCUCACACCACAUGCUUGACGAUCACCAUCACCAUCACAACCACUUCUCUUCCACCACCUCUCCCUCUACAAACCUCUCCCUCGCCACCUCUCUCUCCCCUACGCCCGCCUCUCUACCCACCCCUUCCACCAUUGAAGGCACAAACUACUUUGCCGACGUGACGAGCGCUGUCGCUGAAGGCACUCCCUCGGUCUCGCCAGAAGACCAAAAUAUUUGCCGUUGGCUAAUGUCCGACGGCAUGGGUGGUCAAAAAAUCUGCGGCCAGAGGUGCAGCAACCACAAGUCGCUGCAAGACCACUGCAAGUCCGACCACCUGAAGCAGAUCAAAAAGGAUCAUGCCGGCUUCUACUGCCAAUGGCAAGGCUGCACAAGACACACCACAUUUAGUCAACGCAGUAAGCUGGAGCGCCACAUGCAAGUCCACACUGGAUACAAACCUGUUCAAUGCCAUAUUUGCGGUGCAUCGCUGUCUGCCAAGCAGUCUCUCGAGCAGCACAUGCGCACACACACUGGCGAGAAGCCUUGGAUUUGCUCCUUUGAUGGCUGUAACCAGUCCUUCAAGCAACAGAGUGCGUUGACAAUGCACGAGCGUACGCACACUGGCGCGAAGCCUUUGCAAUGUGACAUUUGCGGCAAAAAGUUUGGUGAAUCCUCCAAUCUUUCCAAGCAUCGUCGCAUCCACAACAUUCGCGGCUCCCACGUCUGCGAAAUCUGCGGCAAGGACUUUCACAGACUUGACCAGCUUCGCCGACACAUGGGCACCAACCACAAGGACAAGCCGGAAGAGGUCAGCAAGAUUCUCAGUCGCGUCAAGACUGGUAGGAUAUCCAAGCCCAUCGCCUCGGUCAUGUCCAGCGACGGCCUUGGUGACUUUGAGCACCCUGACAUGAUGCAGGCCGUCUAA